CACUGUGGGAUGGAAACUCGAGCGGCGCGUCCAGGCCGGACCUGGCGGCGGCGGCGGGGCCGGCGGCGGCCGCGGAGCGGGGCUUAGGCUCGGCGGCCGGCGAGACGCGGGCGGCGCCGCCAUGAACGCGGCGGUGGUGAAGCGGACGCAGGAGGCUCUGGGGAAGGUGAUUCGGAGGCCGCCGCUGACGGAGAAGCUGCUGAACAAGCCCCCGUUCCGCUACCUGCACGACAUCAUCACGGAGGUGAUCAGGAUGACUGGCUUCAUGAAGGGCCUCUACACAGACGCCGAGAUGAAGUCCGAUAACGUUAAGGAUAAAGAUGCCAAAAUUAGCUUCCUUCAGAAGGCCAUAGACGUGGUGGUCAUGGUCUCCGGAGAGCCACUGUUGGCAAAACCGGCUCGGAUCGUGGCCGGGCACGAGCCUGAAAAGACCAACGAGCUGCUCCAGAGAAUCGGAAAGUGCUGUCUCAACAAGCUCUCCAGCGACGAUGCGGUGAAGAGAGUGUUAGCUGGAGAGAAGGCGGAAACAAAAGGAAGGUCCUCACUGACGUCGAAACCUCAAGAAUUGGAUAAUAAGAACGUGAGGGAGGAAGCGUCCAGGGUCCCUAAAGAUAAAGCGGAUAGAAGAAACUCUGAAAUAAACGAGAGAAAUACAAGCGGAGGUCGAAAACAGAAAGAGGAAUUAAAGGAAGAAAACAAACCAAGAGAAAAGGAAAGGGACAGGGAAAAGCCCAAGGAGAAUGACCGAGACAGACACAAAGAUCCCGAGAGAGACAAGUACCACGAAGGGGAGAGAGAGCGGGCCAAGAACAGGGCCCGGCCGGAGAGGGACAGGGCCAAGGACGCAGAGCGGGAGAGGGAGCCGAAGAACGAGGGCGGAAAGGAGAAGGAGAAGCGGAAGGAGAGGGAGAGAGAGCGCGAGCGAGACGGGGGCCGGGACCGGCAGAGGGUGCGGAACGGGCAGCACGGCGGGGACCCCGACAGGGAGAAGAGCCACGAGCGUGAUAAGCCGGAGAAGAAGUCCUCAAGCUCAGGAGAGAUGUCUAAAAAGUCGUCAGAUGGAUCUUUCAAAGACUCCAAAGCUGAAACAGAGACUGAGAUUUCCACUAGAGCAUCCAGGUCAGUGACGACAAAGACAUCAAAACAGCGAUCCAAAAAUUCAGUGGAAGGAAGAAGGGAUUCUAGAACCAGUGAAAAUAGUCUCUCCCCUGAGAAAGAACGUAACUCUUCCAGCAGUAAAGCUGAGAAGGAACACACCGGGAAACAGCUCGGAAGAAAGGAGGAUGAUAUUUCAGCUAAAAUUUUAGACCCCAUAGUGUCUGGAUUAAAUAAUGAACCAGAUCAGGAAACUACAACUUCAGAAAUAGGAACAAAGGAAGCUAAUACUCACUCAGCUAGUGUUUCUGAUGCGAAUUCAUCUAGCCUGCAGCGAGAAAGUGCUGAGCCAGAACCAGCAGUAAAGCAGAAAGGUGAUUCUCCUAGUGAUGCAGAAGGAGACAUUGGACCUUCUGGCCAGGAGAAGUGUGAGGUGCCGGAGAAUUCCGAGCUGCCAGGCGAGCUCCCAGCCGCCGUCAGGAGGAUACCUCGGCCCGGGAGCGCACGGCCCGCGCCUCCCCGGGUCAGGCGGCAGGAGAGUGCGGAGGUGCUGACGUCGGACAGGACAGGAAGUGGUAAAACCAUCUCAAAUGUGAUCGUGGAGUCACAGAAUUCUGACAAUGAGGACGACGAUCAGUUUGUGGUGGAGGCCGCCCCCCAGCUCUCUGAGGUGUCAGAGCUUGAAAUGGUACAAGCGGUGGAAUUAGAAGAUGAGAAGCACGGAGGACUUGUCAAAAAAAUUUUGGAGACUAAGAAAGAUUAUGAGAAGUUGCAGCAGUCACCCAAACCUGGAGAGAAGGAGAAGCUGCUCGUCUUUGAGUCGGCGUGGAAGAAGGAGAAGGACAUAGUCUCCAAGGAGAUAGAGAAGCUCCGUGGGUCCAUCCAGAGCCUGUGCAGGAGCGCGCUGCCCCUGGGCAAGAUCAUGGACUACCUCCAGGAGGACGUGGACGCCAUGCAGCAGGAGCUGCAGCUGUGGCGCAGCGAGAGCCGCCAGCACGCCGAGGCCCUGCAGGCGGAGCGGAGCAUCACAGACUGUGCCGUGGAGCCCUUGAAGGCGGAGCUGGCGGAGCUGGAGCAGCUGGUCAGAGACCAGCAGGACAAGAUCUGUGCUGUGAAGGCCAGUAUUCUAAAGAAUGAAGAGAAAAUUCAGAAAAUGGUACAUAGUAUCAAUUUGAGUUCCAGAAGGUGAAAGCUCAAACGUUUCAGAGACUAAAGGUGGUCCUCAGUUUGCACGUAAAAAGGAGGCUAGAACAUCCUUACUCCUUACGUUUCAGUUUGAAGACAAUGAACAGUUUACAAGGUUAUCCAACUAAUUUUCAGAGCUUUACAGCUUAAGGCAUAUUCAGUGUAUGAAAGACCAUGUUUUCCUACCUUCCUCUGGCUAGAAUACUUGCUAGUUAUAAAUAGCUCUUGCAAAUGCCUGCGUGAAAAGUUUCUUUACAAGCCUGUUCUUUGUAUUUCCGCCGUAGGCUGUUCAGUUCUGUGCCAGAUUCUCCAGCAGGUAAGUGGUGCUGGCACAGCCAGGGAUGCAGGAGUCCGUGAUUUCAGACUCUUGAGUCUAGUGACAGGACUUCUGUGAGUCAAGCACUGAGUGAAGGAUGGCUGUAGUUUUUGAUAGGAGCUUCAUAAAUCCAAUGAAGCCUGAAAAUGAAUGAAUUAUAUUUUUAGCUCAUUUCCACUUGAAAAGGGUUAAUUUCGGCCCAUAUCUUUAUAAGGUACGCACGAACUUUAAUUUUUAACCUCUUUGUAAUUGCAUACACUUUAUGUAAUUUUCUUACUGGUCCCUUUUAUCUUUUGCUUAUAUUUCCAGCCCUUAAAGUUCAUACAUUUAAAAAGAUUUGAGUAUGGCCUUCAUGGACAUCGUCUGGACAUGAGAUUGUCACAGGCUGUAUCCUCACUUUCUUCAACAUUUUGCCCCUGGGUUUUUGCCACGUGCACAGUUGUGUCACUUGCCUCAUUCUCUCCAGAAGAGGGGCUUGCUCUCCGAGGCUUCGGCAUCAUGCCUUUUCCUUCGCACAGGUGUAAGCACCUGUGCACCUGAGAGACAGGUAGCUUAGGGAAAACUGCAAAAGGAAGACUUAAAAGGAUACGUGGAUUUGCAAAAUUUUUUAAUGUUAGCAUUUUUUUGGAAAUUGUUUUUUUAAAGCAAAAGUUUUUUUUUU
Molecule: messenger RNA, 3257 nt
Organism: Balaenoptera ricei (Rice's whale)
Lineage: Eukaryota; Metazoa; Chordata; Mammalia; Artiodactyla; Balaenopteridae
Gene: IFT54
Product: TRAF3 interacting protein 1
Exons: 18
Coding region: 122-2284 (720 amino acids)
Biological process (GO): cilium assembly; regulation of microtubule cytoskeleton organization; intraciliary transport
Cellular component (GO): ciliary basal body; intraciliary transport particle B; axoneme
Molecular function (GO): microtubule binding
Source: RefSeq, a predicted model, not a curated record